This is a messenger RNA of Magallana angulata, 1228 nucleotides long. Its product is annotated as sex peptide receptor-related protein 2-like. The transcript has 2 exons. Gene Ontology annotation, molecular function: G protein-coupled receptor activity. NCBI's taxonomy places the organism in Eukaryota, Metazoa, Mollusca, Bivalvia, Ostreida, Ostreidae. The record is from RefSeq and is a predicted model, not a curated record. The coding region runs from base 1 to 1131 and encodes 376 amino acids. Gene Ontology annotation, cellular component: membrane. Gene Ontology annotation, biological process: G protein-coupled receptor signaling pathway.
AUGGAUAGAUUUAAAGGAGAAAGAAAUCAUGGAGCCAAUGGCAGGUCCCACGAUGAAAGAAAAGGAGCACAGAAUCUGAAUGUGACAGAAACAAGCAACCGUUCAUCUAGUUUGAAUUUGGCUUUGCAUCUGAAAUCAGAGAGUCCAGAAGUGUACGACUUUAACGUUACCAUAUAUGGGUACAUACUGCCAUCAAUUGCUUUUAUCGUCAUUACAGUGAAUAUCUUAAUGAUAGCCGUUUUCGCUAGAGGAAAUUUUCGUUCCGCAACUCAUGUUGUAUUAAUAGGUUUAGCAGCAGCUAAUAUCAUACAGGUUAUUUCAAUAAUCAUCCCCUCAAUUUAUUUCUACGACCUCGGAUUUGCUGAAGAAUAUGUUCCCUACGAAUGGUGUGCUUUGCGAAACCUUCUUCUAACAUCUAUUCCGAAAAUUUGCACAGUAUGGGCUCGCCUACUAACAACAAUUCUCAGCAUACAACGUUACAUCAUCGUUUGGUUUCCAAUCAUGGCAAGGUCAAUUCUAAAGGUCAAACGCACAGUUGUGAUAAUAGCUGUAUUAUUGUGUAUUUCCGUUUUAUUUAAUUUAAGGCCUCUUUUCGGAUAUAAAAAUAUAAAAAAAGUGUACUUAAAUUCAACCGUGACAGCUGGAAAAGAAGUCUCGGGCUGUAUUUGGCAAAGAACUACCGAUUUUAAAGACAAUGGUGGACUUGCUCUCCAUAUUGUCCAGGUGUACCAGGUGUAUAUUCCUGCUAUUGUCAUGUUAGGUUCUACUCUCCUUGUUAACUACUCGCUGAUCAAAAACAGAAUUUCGCGACAAAAGACAAUGGAUCAGCGAAUACGGAAAAUGAUUGUUAUAACUAACAUCAUCGUACUGGUGGUGAUUGUUGAUUCAUUACUUGAGGCUCUCUUUAAAUAUUCUUCUUUUAGUACGGAAACGCCACUAUGUCCCUUUUGUGACAAUAGAAACAAUUAUUUUCAAGGAUAUAUGAAAUGUAUUCGGUUUUUAACGUUUGCUGCAAAUUUUAUGGUUUACUCGUUGUUAAGUAAGCAGUUCAGAGAAGCUUUGAAAUGUUUACUUUGUUGUCAAAACAACGAUCAAAGCAAAACCCAGUGUUCAUCGCAGGUUAAAAAAUAACACGAAUGCAUGUUUUUUUUUAAAAUGUAAAAUGCAUGUGGAAACAUUAAAGCUUGAUGGACAACAGAUUAACCAUCAUAUCUUCCUUACAUUUCUU